AUUUGCGUGCAAUCUUUAUACUCAGCAAUAAAUUGAGCCAAUCUCCAUUAGAAAAUUGUACGACAAUAAUCCCGAGAAUCCCUAUACGCAGAUAUCAAAAAAUUGCUUAUCAAACUAAACAAGCAUUCGUUUACUUAGAAUAAAAAAUGUUGUCAAGUUUGAACUUGAAUUUGCUAAUUGAAGUGCUGCCAAAUCAGUAUAUUUUGCAAAGAUAAAAAAGAAAUACGUACUCUUUAAGACCAAGUCAUUUAGCUAAAAAGACGAUUUUAUUAGAAGAGAAUAAAUAUCUUAAGAAAAUUAUUUCUGUAACCUUGUGAGCUUGUUUUGUCUACUUAUUUGUAAAAAAGAAAAACGAAUCUUGGAAACGUUGUAUUGGACAACAAUGGGUGACAUACAAAUGUUAUUAGAAAUGGGAUUUCCCAAAGAAAAAGCGGAAUACGCAAUGAAAGUUACUAAUUAUAAAGGUGUAGAACCAGCGAUGGAAUGGCUAUUGGCUCACGUUGAUGAAGAUAUACCCGGAGAUGUUACUGGCAAUACGGUAGGCACCAGCGAUGCUAAUAAUGCUGCUAACACCGGCAAUGAGUCAGGUCAAGCGGAGACACCUGCCGCAGAAACUGCCACUUCCAGUUCGGCGAUUUCUCAAGCGCCUGAAGCUAAAUCACUGAAAUGUGAAGACUGCGGCAAGUUAUGUAAAGAUCAAGGAGAAUUAGAAUUUCAUGCUGCGAAAACAGGUCACAAAAAUUUUUCAGAGUCCACUGAGGAGAAAAAACCUUUAACAGAAGAGGAAAAAAAACGACAACUGGCAUUAAUAGAAGAAAAAUUAAAACAGAAACGCCUUGAACGCGAAGAACGCGAGAAGGCAGACGCUAUGGAGAGGGAACGUAAUCGCAUAAAGUCAGGCAAAGAUAUGACUGAGGCACGUAAGCGAUUAGAGGAAUUGGAAAUGAAAAAAUUAGUGGAGCAACGUAAAAAAGAAAAGGCUGAAGAAAAAGCCGCCCGUGAAAGAGUUAAAGCACAAAUUGAAGCAGACAAAGCCAGACGUAAAUUAAGCCAACAGCCACAAAUAAUGUCACCCACCGCUUCACAAGGCUUUCAAUCAGUUACUUCGACAACUCCGGCCGAACCCAGUAUCAAAACGCCAUCCAAAGAGUAUACCCAGACACGUAUACAGAUACGCUUACAGGAUGGUUCCACACUAACCGAAACUUUUAACGUCAAGGAACAAUUGUCCGCUGUACGGGUUUUUAUACAAAUGAAAACUGAAAACGAUGAACCGUUCGGAUUAAUGACAACUUUUCCUCGUAAAGUUUUUACCGCCGAAGACUAUGAUAAACCAUUAGACAUUUUGGGUCUGGUACCUUCAGCAGUUCUAAUUAUGACUAAAGCUAACGUUGCAUAGAUCGACGUAUUAUAGCGAUGUGGAGACGAUUUUUUACAUAUUUAUAUCAAUAUGUAUGCAAUCAACGAUAUAAUUGCAAAGUCUUUUUGUAAUUGAGUCAACCGUUUUUUUUUUUUUUUACUUCCAUUGUUUUGCAAUUAUUUCGGUUACGGUUUUUUUUUUUUUUUCCUCUCCUUACAUUUCUAACAAUAGUGAAAACGCAAUUUAUAUAAAUACAUAUAUAUUUAAUGUUAAAAAAAAA
Glossina fuscipes is the source of this 1640-nucleotide messenger RNA. RefSeq names its product UBX domain-containing protein 1. NCBI's taxonomy places the organism in Eukaryota, Metazoa, Arthropoda, Insecta, Diptera, Glossinidae. The transcript has 3 exons. The record is from RefSeq and is a predicted model, not a curated record. Gene Ontology annotation, molecular function: protein binding. Bases 383 to 1399 code for a protein of 338 amino acids.